AUGCAAUUUGUGCGAAUGCCAGGAGACCUGCGAAACCUGGUCCGUCACUAUGCCAGGCAGGACUCGUACCUAUGGGACACCAUUGAUCGUGGUUCUGCAUGGACGCCGUGGUCACACCACAUACCAAGUGCGCAGCUGCGUGUGCAGUUUUUUCAGGCUGUGUUGAAGGUCAUUGAUGAUUUGAUUCCCCGUGUCACCUUUUGUCUUGCCGACUGGCAAGCGACCACCAGGCCAAUUCCAGCUUUCCCAAAUUUCAAGGCCAGAUCAGACUCCCAGUCCAACUCUUGCUCUUCUUCUCCCCAUCAACCAGUACCGUCUCAUUCACUUGUCCCUGCUCCCUCCCCUGCUCUCUCGCCAGCUGCUCCAACAACCCUGUGGCCCACCUCAAGCGUCCAGGCCCAUAACCCUUUAUUCUCCAGGCUGCAGUGGGCUGUUCAACGAGCCUCUCCAAGGCUGGAAGAGUACCGCUCCAUGGUCUCUCGCUCCUCGACUACGGGGAUAACCAACCAUUCUUCUGAGUCUCAGCAGGGUCAACGUGUACAGACACAGCGGCAGGUCGUGCAGCCGCAGCAGACCUUAACCCCUGCACGUAGCUCGACUGGUAGCUUCACUAUGGAGCCUGACUGGCACGAUGCUAGAUCUGAGGGGAGCACCACGGAUGUUUCGGACGUCGAUUCGAUGACCAGGUGCGUGAUCUUGGGCUACGCUCGGUACCAUCCUGGCGAGGGUAAUCCACAGGACUUGACUGUGAAUGAUAGCAACAAGGAUGUUGGCUCUGAUGCUAACUUUGCCCGGCCUCGUGACAGCCUGAAGCUUUCUGAUUAUAACACUCUGAAGUCAGAUAACGCCAGCGUAGAUGCCACCCAAGUCGCCCUGGCCCCCGUAACUGAGCAAACCCAGACCAGCCAGAAAACUAAUGAACAGGAGCAGUUCCCAUUAAACCCCACACUGACAGAGUCCUCUCCAGGCCCAGGAGCAGAUAGUGAGGAGUCAAUGGGAAACGGCAACGAGGCUAACAAACAGGACUCUCUACGACGCCAGUUUACUCCCUGUCAUCAGUCUUCUCCAGUCACCACCCCGGCGACCUCAGUGUCUCUCCUAUCUUCGAAAAUUGACUUAGCUGUGGAGGAAAAUACUUCUGCCCUCAGCCUAUCGCCAGCAACCACGGAUGACAUCCAGCCCACGGCAAACCAAGAGGAUAAUACUAACGGAGAGAUACCUGAUGAUCACUGCGCGACAAACAAGGUGAACCUUGAGGACCUGAAAGACGCCGCCAAUACCCCCAUCGUCCCCACCAUCAUUCCAACCCUUCCCUCAGAAUUCCCUGUUAUCCUGCCGGGCCCACCCUUCAGUGGCACACGGCCCUGA
Thermochaetoides thermophila DSM 1495 is the source of this 1368-nucleotide messenger RNA. RefSeq lists its product as uncharacterized. The transcript has 3 exons. The record is from RefSeq and is a predicted model, not a curated record. Bases 1 to 1368 code for a protein of 455 amino acids. NCBI's taxonomy places the organism in Eukaryota, Fungi, Ascomycota, Sordariomycetes, Sordariales, Chaetomiaceae.